Molecule: messenger RNA, 8753 nt
Organism: Antechinus flavipes (yellow-footed antechinus)
Lineage: Eukaryota; Metazoa; Chordata; Mammalia; Dasyuromorphia; Dasyuridae
Product: vascular endothelial growth factor receptor kdr-like
Exons: 30
Coding region: 178-4161 (1327 amino acids)
Biological process (GO): multicellular organism development; cell surface receptor protein tyrosine kinase signaling pathway; positive regulation of kinase activity
Cellular component (GO): signaling receptor complex
Molecular function (GO): transmembrane receptor protein tyrosine kinase activity; ATP binding
Source: RefSeq, a predicted model, not a curated record
CGGCCGCUGACCCGGGCUGCGCAGGCCAGCCUAGCCCAGCCCACUGCCCUCCGGGCCGGCCCCCGGCCCUCCCCUCCCUUCCUCCCCUGCCGUCUGAACCCUCCCCUCCCUCAGUCCAGCCCAGUCCACUCCACGUCGCGCAGCGGGCAGAGCGAGCGAGCGAAGCUCACCCCGAAGAUGCUGCGGUCACGUUGUGGGAUCGUCCGGGCCGUGCUGCUCCUGCUCUCCUGCCUCAGCGUUCCAGGUCUUGCUAAUAACGAACAGACCCUGAUGAAACCCAAACUGAGCUUCUUGGGGGACCAAGUGGUGAUCCCGGCUGGUUCCCCGUUUGAUGUGACUUGCAGGGGAUCUGCCCCACUAGUCUGGCACUGGGUCAACAGCUCCUCCAGUAGCUCCUUUCGCAUAGCCGAGCACCCGUGUCCCGAUGACGCUCUGCUGGUCUGCAGUCAGCUCACCAUCUUCAGCAUGGUGGCCAGUGAUACUGGCUACUUCACCUGCAGCUACAAGGACGUCCCUGAUUCGGAGGACCCGAGCUUCAUGACCAGGGUGUACGUGUAUGUCAAAGAUGACAGUCAGCCCUUUGUGGAAAGAUACUAUGAGAAGCCACUGAUGAUCACUGUGUUUUCUGGAGCACGGGAGGUGAUAGUUCCCUGCCGAGUAACCUCCCCUGACCUACGUGUCAAGCUGGAUUUGUUCAACCUGGAAGAGUUCAACUAUACGAGCAAGGACUGGGACCCCCAGAAAGGCUUCACGGUCAUACGCCCAUCCUUUCAAUUCUUCAGCAAUCUGCUCCAGUGUGUGACCGAAGUCCAUGGCAAGACCUAUAUUUCCCUUUACCUGCCACAGAAAGUAGAAACCAAAAAGGAGAAUAUCGCCAUCCGAGUCAAUCACCAAAAACUGCUCGCAGGAGAAACCCUCAGUCUGACCUGCACAGCUGAGACCACCUUCAAUGGGCGCAUCGAGCUUGACUGGGAGUACAAGAGGAAAGGGAGCAAAACAAAUCCCAAGUGCUAUGAAAUUAAGAAGAACAUAGACCAAAGCACCUCUGUGUACAAAGGCUAUAGUAACCUGACCAUCUGGAACGUGACCGUGGAGGACAGUGGCCUCUACCGAUGUCGGGAAGGCAAUGGUUCAAGCCUCCAGGCCAGCGUCAACAUCACUGUGCUGGAGAAAGCAUAUAUCAAUGUGACCUACAGGCGGAAUACCGUGUAUGAGGUGACUGCCGGCCAUGGCGUGCAGAAGCUGUCCGUCAGAGUGGAUGCCUUCCCUAGGCCCAAUGUAACCUGGUACAAAGAUGGCCAGCUGAUCCCAGAGAACCUGACCUACCAUUCUGACCCAUUAAGAUACAGACUCAUCAUCACAGAUGUGAAAGUGAAGCAUUCUGGGAAUUAUACCAUCGUUCUGAGGAACACCCAGCAUGGCCUCUGUGAAAACCGGACCAUCCAGCUACUUGUCUAUGAGAGACCCAAGAUAUACGAAAAGGAGACAGACCUGAAUAAGACACAGCCAGUGUUCCUGGGCAGGGAACACAUCCUCCGCUGUACGGCAAGUGGAACACCCCCGCCUACGUUCCAAUGGGCUUGGGAGCCCUGCCUCGGCAGUGAUAGUUGGUGCAGAGAACGAGGGAAGAGAAUCGAACUUUCUAAAACUACUCUUGAAAAAGGCCCGUCUGCCGCCAACCAGAUCCAGUCCAUCGAGGAGAUGGUUAUAUCACACGGGGAUAGGAAUAAGACCCUGAGCAUGCUCACCAUCACUUCCAGCACGAACUCCGGCAUCUACUUCUGUACCGCUCACAACAAGGUCGGCAGGGACGAGAGAGCCGUGAAGAUCUACGUCUCAGAUGUGCCCGGGCACGUGGAAACCCAACCUCAAAUCCUGGCGAUCGAGGGCCACGAUGCCCAGCUCACCUGUAGAGCAGCUCGCUACAUCUACGAUGACCUAGCUUGGUUCAAUCCAUUUGGGGAAAGGGUUCCCACCUCCUCCAUUGAGACACAAGUGAGCAAAUACUCCAUUUCUUUGACUUUGACGAUCAGAAACGUGUCCCGCCGCCAAGAAGGGCGCUACUCAUGCAAAGCCUUGAGCCAGAGGAACACCACGGUCAUACUGGAAAGGACCACAAGGCUCUUCACCAGAGAAAAAGUUGCCCCUUAUGUCAUAGAGAACCUCACGGACCUGGAUGUGAACAGCAGCGGCAAGAUUGUGCUACAGUGUAAAGUGGGGGGCACUCCGACACCGGGCAUCACUUGGCUGAAGAACGGAAAUGCCAUCCUGCCGGCCUCAGGCAUCUUCUUGGACAACGACACCCUGGUCAUCGAACGAGCUAAGAAGAAUGAUGAAGGCACCUACCAGUGCAAAGCCACCAAUGAAAUAGGACAAGUCAGCAGCUCGGCCUUUAUUACCGUGGCAGGUUCGGACGAGCGUUCCAGUGUUGAGGUCAUCAUCCUGGUUUGUACUGGCCUGGCAGCCACCCUCUUCUGGCUCCUCUUGACCCUGGUCAUCCGAAAACUCAGAAAGCCGGACGCCCCCGACAUCAAAACGGGUUAUCUCUCCAUCAUCAUGGACCCCGAAGAGGUGCCUCUUGACCAGCAAUGUGACCAACUGCCUUACGAUAGCAACAAAUGGGAAUUCCCCAGAGAUCGCUUGAGGCUGGGGAAGACCCUGGGUCACGGUGCCUUUGGGAAGGUGGUGGAGGCGUCCGCCUUUGGCAUCGACAGAUCUUCAACCUGCAAAACCGUGGCGGUGAAAAUGUUGAAAGAAUGCGCAACGUCCAACGAGUGCAAGGCCCUGAUGUCAGAGCUCAAGAUCCUCAUCCACAUCGGCCACCACCUGAAUGUGGUCAACCUGCUGGGAGCCUGCACCAAACCUGGAGGUCCUCUGAUGGUCAUCGUGGAGUUCUGCAAAUAUGGAAACCUGUCCAACUUCCUUCGAGGCAAGAGAGGAGACUUCAUUGCCUACAAGACCCAAGAUACUUCUGAACAAGGUGAGAAGAAAGCAGAGGAUUCUGAUUGUGACCUCACAGAGCUCACUAAGCGGCGAUUGGAGAGUGUAGCGAGCACCGGCAGUUCUGCCAGCUCUGGUUUCAUUGAAGACAAGACCUACAGCGACUCAGAGGAGGAAGAGGAAGAUUCUGAAGAUCUGUCUAAACGACCUCUGACCCUGGAGGAUCUGAUCUGCUACAGCUAUCAAGUGGCCAAGGGCAUGGAGUUCCUUGCUUCCCGAAAAUGCAUUCACCGGGACCUGGCUGCUCGGAACAUCCUUCUGACUGACAACAACGUGGUAAAGAUCUGUGACUUUGGCCUGGCUAGAGACAUCUACAAGGACCCUGACUAUGUCCGCAAAGGAGAUGCCCGGCUUCCUCUCAAGUGGAUGGCCCCUGAAGCUAUUUUUGAUAAGAUCUACACUACCCAGAGUGACGUGUGGUCAUUUGGAGUCCUGCUGUGGGAGAUAUUCUCCCUGGGGGCUUCACCGUACCCAGGGGUGCAAAUCGAUGAGGAUUUCUGCCUGAGACUCAAGGAAGGCAGCCGAAUGAAAUCCCCCGAGUAUUCAACUCCAGAAAUCUACGAGACCAUGCUCGAUUGCUGGAAUGGUGUAUGCAUGGAGAGACCCACUUUCACCGAGCUGGUUGAGCGCCUUGGGGAUCUCCUGCAGGCCAGUGUUCAGCAGGAAGGAAAAGACUACAUCCCCUUCAACAUGAUUGACAAAGAGCUCAACUUCAAGGCCAGCCCCAUGGAAGAGACCGUGAGCGAUGAGCCCACUCACCAGAGCAUUGAGGAAGACAGCACCUUUGGCACCCAGAUGCGCCUCCUGAGCGGCAAGACUUCCAGUGAAGUCCUUGUGGAACUCAAGAAGACCAGGCCCGAGGAAAACAAGUUGGAGAGAGAGCUGAUGCUGCCUUCAAUAAAGCGCCUGGAGACGCGAUCCUGGCCAUAUGGAUUCAUGGCAUUUGCCCUGAGAGCCACCAGCAGAAGCAACGAAUCUGUGCUGCUGUCUGAGGAGAAGGAGGCUCUGAAGCCCCAGGCCCCGGCCCAGCUGCAUGAGGAUGACCCUCUGGCCUAUGCCCUGGAGGAGUCCAUUCUCCUCCCUUUGGAUCCAGCCCUCGAGUGCCACAGCCCACCCCCGGACUACAACUCUGUAGUCCACUACUCUGACUCCCUAGUGUAACUUGUGGCCAGCUUUCUUCCUCCAUCUAGCCCCUCCCCACCUCAGUCACAGCAUCUGCCAUCUCCCCUAGUGCCCUCCUCUUACCCCACCUCCAAAAGAAUCAAUCCAUAAGUGCCUCUCACAGCUGUCCUGUCACAGGGACAGCAAAGGCAUAGGGAGGGGGCAAUCUUUAUAGGAAAGUCUCUGCUCUUUCUUCGGGGACCUCGCUUCCCAGACCACACAGCAAAGCAGACUCCACCGAGGGAGUCUGCACCUUUUCCAGCUUCUGACUCCCGCUUCCCCCACCCCAUCCAUUAUACACCCCUGCAACCGUUACACAGCCACACCCAGGCCACGCCGUGAGACCUCCCUAAUGGAAGGCCAAGCCAUCAGAGCUCCAGCCCCAGCCCAGUCAAAAUACCGAAGACCUUAAAAGGUCUUUCUUAGUCCCCGAUGCCAUCCAAGAACCCGGUAGAAUUCAGUGGUAGAUGCUUGAACAGAGAGGGUCAGAGCAGCAUGUGGUCAAUGUUUCCCCUCAGUGCUCCAUCCUCUCUACUUCCCUGGCUAUCUCAUGCCACCGGUGAUCUUCCACUGACUCGAGGGACCCUGUUUCUGCCUUCCCAGCCGGCAUCCACUCCAUAGGCCCUACCAGACAAGGAUGACCCCCGUGCUGUUCCACGGCCGUCUGGGCACCUUGCUCCCAUGAUUCCCUUUGGGUGCUCCGGGUGUUCCUAAUUACCUAUCUUUGUAACGGCACCCGGCAAAUUUGUGUAAACACGUGCCCACGUACGCCGGGCACACUCAAGCCCCUGCCAAGAAAAGGGUCAUCGGUAAGCCCAUCCUUCAGUUUCCACCCGGUGAUAUUGGCCAGACCCUUUUAGGAGAGGAUCCCAAGCAGCCUGAGAUUUCUGGAAAUUUCUCCCUGAGAGUCGAUCGCUCUCGACACAUAAUGUGACAGUAUGGGGCAACAGUGAGGCCGGAGGUGACCGUGAGCUUACCAGCCAAGUCCGCCAAGCCCACUGGGUUCGACAAACAUCUACUGAGCCCAGAACCUUGCCUGGUUCUGCUGGUUGAAUGAUUAGAUUUAUUGCCAAUUCUAUUCUAAGCCCGUCCUGCCCGUGAGAAAAAAGAGGCGGACAGAUUCAUUCACCUUAAGUAAGUCACCCAGCUGGUAAAUCACAGAAGCAGAAUUCGAAAGCAGGUUUAGCAACUGCAGAUCCAGGGCUUGAGGGGUGGUGGUGAAGGGCAAAGGGAGAGAAAGCUCUAGAAAACUCCAUGCUUCCACAUAGGUGAACUGAAGAAGCAAAGAGUAGCUCUAGCCCCACUGGAACCCCCACCAUCUUGGAAAAUGAAAACUGGAAGUUUUAUUGCUUGACCGAUAGUUGACAGUAAUGUCUCUUCCAUUCAUCAUAAGACUGACCUUCCAAAGGACCAAGAGCAGCAGGACACGGGAGGACCAGGGAACUGCCCGUCUAGCAUUUCUAGUCCCCUAUCUCCCAGCAUCUCACCGUGACCCAACAAUCAUACCUCGAUUCAUCUCUCUUUCCCUUGGGCAGUAAUCGUAUUGUGAAUGAGAUGAGCUCAUUUUAGAGACCAAAUAACCAAAGACCACACGGGAGGAGUAGACCAAGCCACCCUUGGGAAGUAUCAUGAGCCAGACAGAAAUUGGUCCUUCUUCCCAUCCCUGCUGGCUAUAACCAGUACUCUGUCUACUUCUGCCCAAUCAUGUUUCCCAUGCUUCCAUUUUCUCCUGUUGAAAACAGUCCCCCUCCCCGACCCCUCACCCCCAUCAUGAUAUUCAAGGGCCAAGAACAAUUAUUAUUGGACAGCCCCAUCAUGGAAACAGGGAGCCUAGGAUCUUCAAAAUCCAUGUAUCUCUCAGGAUUAGCUUGAAAGACACAGGAAGACAAAUAAGCAGUGUUAAAAGCAAAAAAGGAUCCACUCUGUUGUGGCCGCCUUGCUUGGAACUGGGUCCUUAAGAGAGUCAGUUUCCUUCAGGAACGCAGAAUGCCGUUAAAGGUAGACUUCCUGUGUGCCCUCUCCUGGAGAGGAUGAAGCUCCCAUUCCGGAGUCAGAGGGGGACUAAAGAACUCGAAAAACAUCCAACCCCCCGGCCAGGAACUGCAGCCCCACGUUGGCCAAAAAGUCCAAAGCUCACAAAACCCCCAGAGGCCUCCUUCUGUAACACAACUCGGGGAGGAGGGAAACAGCUCUGAAAAACUAUGGAACAAAGUGUCUCAAGCCUUCACCCUGAAGUUCACCCCACCACAUCUAGGGCCCCUUACUGGUUUAUGAUGCGGCCACAACUGUGAGCCGAGUCAUCUAUCAUCCUAACGGCUGGCUUGGCCCCAAGGUGUAGGCUGCCCCUCUCCCCCCCCUUCAUCCCUUUGCCCGGGAUCCACCCCAUCCCCACCUCCAUCUCUGGCCCCAGAGGACCUCUCUCCCUACAGUGCUUGCUCCUCCUACCCCUAGCUCGGCCCUCCUCUUCACAAAUAUUUAAGCCGGUGUCUAACCCUUCUUCCCAAGGUUCUGCUGUGUCUGUCCACUCAGACAUUUCCUUCCCCAGGAGCACUAGGUUGAAGCUUCUAUUAUACUAAUAUAUUUCUGUUUGUCUUUAAUUUAAGUGAUUACUCUAGCCUUUCAACAAUGUAUAUAGUUGAAUGUAAGAUCCCAUAUAGCUAUAUGCACCCAUGUGAUACUGCCCUUAGAUAGGAGCUGGAAGUGCCAGCCAAGUCCCUUGGUUUCCCCUUCAAAGCUGGGCUCGCCGAUGCUUGAAGGGAUCUUUGAGCAGUAAUUCACGGCUCUUUGCUUGGGGGAACCAAGGUGGAGGAGAGGCAGAAGGGGACAGUGGCCUUGGGCUGCGACUGAUGCCCGUGGGAGAAGAGCAAAAAAGAGGGAAGGAGGAAGGAUGGGAGAGACAGCAACAAAUAGGUUUCUCGGCGAUUCCUGUCUGAUUCUAGGGGAAGCAGCUGGUAACCUAGGCCUCUUUUCAUAGCCGAUUGGGUGGAAAGACAAGACACAGCAGGUCCCAAGUGCGGCAGGAUCUCAGACUUAGCAGGAGACCCGGGCCGCAGUUGUUUCAAAUCGGCUUGGCCGGCGCCCGGCUGCCCCACCCUGGGUGUGAGGUUGGACGAUAGAUGGUGGUUUCUCGGGGAACCAGAUCCAUGACCUCCCUCCUCCGUUGAGAGCUGCCUCUAUGGAGGCUGGUGUUUGCAGAAGGUCUGCUUUGGCUGGCCGGCCAGUACCCCCCUUGCUCUUUCCAGCUCCACAAACGCCCCCCCCCUCCAGCACCGUGCUUAAAGCAGUUGGCACCAGGGACCGGGCCGCCUAAUAGAUCAAGAUAAACUCAAUGGAUUCUGUCCCCCAUCCCACAGCCUGAGCUCCCCAGACAAGUCAAGGGGUGGGGAGUCCUCACUUCUCCCCUUCCUUGCCUCUGAUCUUCUCCCUUGGUAGCCUGGCAGCCCAUUCCCAACACUUGGAAGGGCUCUGCCUUUUGAACCAGCCCGAGCUCACUGCCCGUCUCCCACCGGCCACUUGGGGGAGGCCCCAGGGAUCUCUCCCAAAGUCCCAGUGGGUGGAUGGCCCCGCCACCUCCUUCAGUCUGAAAUGCCCGAGCCCCCUCCCCCUGCUCCUUCACCCCUCAAUCCAAUCAAACAUUACACAUUCAAACUAACGUUAGUCCGGUUUCUUCUCUCCCCUCCCCCCAGCCCCAGGCAAGUAGCCCAUCAUUUUCUGGAACAACCCUACCCUGCUGGUGGCUCUCCACUCCCAGAGUCCCAGGGAAAAAGCCUCACUAAUAGCACCUCCCCCCCACCAGGACACUGACGUGUAAACUUUGGCUGGGGGAGCACUUUAGUUCAAAAGAUCAAAGGCUUUCAAGAGACCUUUAAAAAGCCCACGUUUCCAGAGGAAGGAAGGGACCCAAAAAGGGAAAGUCGCUCCCUGGCUUCAAGUCCCAAAGCUAAUAAGGAAUUGAGCUGGAAUUUGAACCCAAAUUCUUUAGCUUGAAAUCCAGGCCUGGUUUCACUUCCCCAUGACUUCAGGGGGUCAGCUUCAGGAGAGGGACAACUGCAAGGGGGUUAGGGAUCCUUUUGUUACACUGUUCGCCUUUUAACCCCUGCCUUGACAUUCCAAAGCUCGCUGCAAGAGAUACCAGAGAGCUCUCAGCUGUGUUGGGGGGGCGGGGGGAGAAGGGAGGGGCACCAUGGGUGGGGGAGUCCAGAUAAUCCAGGGCUCGGGGAAAGAAGGUGCCUCACCUAAUGCCCUCUCCACCCAUCUUGACCCAAGGGAUACCGCCACCAUCCCAAAGCCCAUUCUCCAGCACUCAGAGACCACCGGGUGCUCCCUAACUCAGCCUGAGGCUGAGUGUCGGCUCCAGUCUGACCUGCUUGAGAGUCCCCUGACUUGGGCUAAAAGAAACCCGUCUUCCCUUCCCCCUUCCCCUCUCCCACUACCACCCUGGAGGCCACAAAUCUCCCUGAAACCUGCCUUCCUCUAAGCUGCCUAAAGAACACGUGCGCUGAAGAAAAUCCCCAGCCCAUUUCCUCUGAGCCAUGUAGUGUAAAUGACACUGUAUCCUACUAACCAAAUAAAAGCUUUUCUAUUUAUGCUUC